AUGGUUCACAAAAAAUUCGAAAAUCCAAUUUCGUCCAAGGAAUCUCAUUGGAUUGACCGUACUCCCCACCCAUCAGCACGAAAUUAUCUCGACGAAAUGGCACCGAUCAACGGAUUUCACGAGGAUAAUGACGAAGCGAUCCGUCUUCGUGACUCGUUUCGUGAUGAAGUAUCGAAACGAAUGGGUGAAUUGUUGCUGAAAGGACAAACUAUGCUCGAUGAAUACUGUCCAACAUGCAGUGGAAUUCUAAUGGAAGAUCGUACAGGUGUUCGUCGUUGCGUCACAUGUGAACUGUUCCGUGAGAAAACAUCACAUAUCGUUGCUGAGAUACCACUCCAAGAAGAAGAUCUCCAAGAGGCAGUCGAUCAGUCACCAGCUCGGGAAACCGCCUCAGCAGAAACAACACCUGCAACUAGAAAAGCAAUCGUUCCAAAAGCAGCACCUGUGGUCAAGAAAUCGAAGAAGAUCGCUGAGAACACCAACGGAAAUGACUAUACUGAUACAAUUGUAUCAGCGAAAAGCGCCGUUAUGCGGAAGUUAGAAUGGGCAACUUCUCAGCUAGAUUCAACCGAAGACACAUCUCGUGUUUUCGAUUUUCUUACUGUUAUUCAAAAGUCUGCCGAAACUUUGCAAGCUCUCCAACUCUGA
Messenger RNA from Caenorhabditis remanei, 648 nucleotides. RefSeq lists its product as uncharacterized. The record is from RefSeq and is a predicted model, not a curated record. Lineage: Eukaryota; Metazoa; Nematoda; Chromadorea; Rhabditida; Rhabditidae. The transcript has 3 exons. The coding region runs from base 1 to 648 and encodes 215 amino acids.